CAGCAAAGAAUACACAAGCCUGUAGUUUGUCUAUAGUAUAGCUAAUUUACAGUAGCUAUGAACCUGCAGUUUAAAGAUACCAACGUUGCUGAUACAGUCGAGAAGCUUAAGCAGAAAUAUUUGGAGAGGAGGAAACAGUUGCCACCGCCAGAAGACAUUACCUCAGGAAGCAGUGAUGAGGCAUUUCGACAGCUCAUUUUGGUCAACCGAUCCAAACGGCCAAGCAAAGAGUUGAAAUGCUACAGCAAAGCUCUACAUGAGCUGAUCAAAGCGGUUUCUAACCAUCCUUGCCAGUUUGGCAGUGAUCAUGAUCUGCAUGACAGUAAUGAGGACCUGAGUGGAGACUCUACAGCUACCCCGCUUCAGGACUCCCAGGUGCUGUUUACAGAAACAGAUGUGACCUUGCCUUCCUGUCUGGAUGAUAGCCCCGGGUCCCAGGAAAAUGAGACCGACAGGAAGUUGCAGAGAGCUCGCCAACUCCCUGACUCAUGCCGUUCCUCUUCCUUAGUACUAGUGAAGGUGUACCAGGAGAUGAUGACCAUCUACAAACAACUAAAGGCAGAGCGACAAAGCCAGCAGCACUGGGAGAGGGAGCUGCAGGAGCGAGAGAGGAGGCUGAAGCAACAGGAGGAGGCUGUUGGGAGGCUGGUCAGGCUGGAGGAGAUGCUCCACUCUGGCAUACCAGCUGUAGAGGAGAAACACCAGCAAGAGGUGAGCCGGCUGCAGGAGCUUCUUCGAGAGAGGAGCAAGGAGAACCGGAGGCUGAAGUCCAGCUUUGACACUAUCAAGGAGCUGAAUGACACCAUGAAGAAACAGUUGAAUGAGAUCAAUGAACAGAAUAAAACGUUGGAGAGUCAAUCCAAGAGGGUGCAGGCUCGACUUGAGAACCUACAAAGGAAAUAUGAGCACGGCGCAGCAUCGAGAAGCUGUCAGAAAGUGAGCGUGACGAGCACAGAGUGUGUUAAACCAUCCAGAACGUCUGCCUCUGGAAAACCCUGCACCAAGGGCAGCUCGUGUCCCACCCCACUAAAGCUCCUGGCCCUUCUACUGGACUGGGUACUCGAUGGACAGACGUUCUCAUUAGUAGCAGGAAAGGAAGGGAAAGAUGUCGGCCGGUGUCUGCCUCCAGAGGUCGUACUCGACGAGAGAUGCCUUAAGGUGCUGCCGUUAUUGGCAGAACAGCUUCAUCGCACUCCUCCGUCGGAACCUGACCUGCUCCUCAACCUUCUUCGUCUCAUCCACUGGGCUUUGAGACACACGGACAGCAGCAGACCGCAUGUAGCACUAUCUGCCACUCUGCGGCGGAUAGGAGAGGAAGUAUCAAAGCCCCCCGCACAGUUAACAGGGCCUCAGUCUGAUUAUCCAGACCUGCCCACCCACAGUGGACCCAGCCGGAGCCGGCCCCUUUACCGCAGCCCCUGUCCUCACACACGCAUCCUCUCCACCCUCAUCAUCCUCCGCACUGUCACACAAGCUGAUGUUCUUGCGCAGGUUCUGGACGGUCUCCGCACCGAGCUGAUGUCUGAGGAGAGUCGUCGCCGAUUCCUCCGCUGUGGAGGCGUGUGUGUGCUGCUUUCAAUGAUUCGGGCCGGCCGUGGUGGUCUGCACACACCCGUAGACAUCCUCAUGCAGCUCACUGAACAGUCCUGCUACUUAAAUCCCUUCCUGGAGGCAUGUAGCUGUGAAGAGUUUUUCCAAACGGCCGCCCAGCUUCUUAAAAACCCUCGUGUGGAGCUCCCGACGCUGGAGAAGCUCUCCAUCCUUCUGCAGAAGCUCUCCAGCAUCAGGAAGAACCGUCGUCUGUUUGAAUGGUCCUCCCUCCGCCUCCAAAUACAAGAACUUAAUCACAACGCCAACCACACACACAUCUUCCUCUGCCUCAACCUCAGGUCCAUCCUCCACAACCUCAAAUAAUAACACACACACACACACACACACACACACACACACACACACACACACACACACACUCACAUGUGUUUCUCUGCCCCAUGCUCGAGUAAAGGCCUCCUUAACAGUUCAGACUUGCCAGUAAAGAUAAAGAUGACUUGCUCUGUGUUUCAGUACUUCAGCAUGUUGCUGGCUCUUUCUAUUUUAGUGUUGUGUGUGUUUUGCAUCUGUUUUUAUGUUGCACAAUGCUAAUGCUCAUGUCUUGUCUCCCUUUCUGUCACGUUUGCCUUAAUGGUUGUCUGAUGUGCUCAGAGGAAGAGUGUGUGACUGUGAAGCUUUCUAAUGGCAAUAAACAAAAACAACUGAAGGACAUUAAGACCGGACUGCAUAUGAAAUGUUGAAAUCCAUAUGUUUUGUAUAAACGCGUCUUAUUUGUUUGU
This is a messenger RNA of Cottoperca gobio, 2330 nucleotides long. RefSeq names its product coiled-coil domain containing 138 (gene ccdc138). The transcript is spliced from 15 exons. The coding region runs from base 58 to 1914 and encodes 618 amino acids. The record is from RefSeq and is a predicted model, not a curated record. Lineage: Eukaryota; Metazoa; Chordata; Actinopteri; Perciformes; Bovichtidae.